CGAGGGUUUUUACAAAAAUUAUGAAUAAAUAAAUUGGGAUAAAAUCAUGUAGAUGAAGAAAAAUUAGAUAGAAAAUGAUAGGUACUAUCGACUCUUUUCUUUUUGAAUGUUUAAUUUAUUUCAUCAAAAAUAUAAAUAAACAUAUGGGCUAAUUUUUCAAACGAGAAAAAACAUCUGCAGAAUAAUAUUCAAAUUUAACCCAAAUUCCUUUGGGUGAUUGGAUUCCCUCCCACUUUAAACAGAAUAACCGGUACCACUUAAAACCAGUAGCAAUGGCAUUUGACCUUUCACCUUUUUUGAUAAAAAUCUAAUGGGAUCAAUAGGUAUGCAAACAAGAAUUAGGUACAAAUAAGUAAAUAAUAAAUAGCACUUACCUAUCUUCAUCAAUACAUUAUACACAAUCUAAGGAACCAACCAUCAAAGAACUACCAUUACCCAGUAAAGUACCAGCACUGUCAACUUUUUGUUCAAAUAGAUUUUUUGGUACUCGAAUUUGUGUCAAUCGUGACGUAAACCUGAACUCAAAAGUGGUACGAGACGUAAUGCGAAGACAAGAAAUCUUGGUUUAUUUUGGAUUGAAGCGCGACUGCGGCAGGGCGACGAAAUAUACACAACUGGUUCUCGAUUCUUGCCUUUUCUAUUCAGGGAAAGGAAUUCUUUUCAGGUUUAUUUUUCUUUGACAAAAUUCAAUUUUGAGAAACGUACCAUCGUCACCAAAAGUAACUGGGACAGCAUCACAGUUCUUGUCCUAUUAUAUGAAUUUUAUUGUCAAAUAUUUGUCAAACUAUGCAUUAAAUUUAUUGAAAUCAAUGACAGUAGAAUUAGUCCAGGAGAUUAUUAUGCUUUAUUUGUGUCCCAGAUACUUUUGGUGUCGAUGGUACGUUAUGUAUGUUCUUAUGCCCCUUUAUAUAAGUCUGGUAAAUGUAUUAAAUGAGAUAAAAUACAAGUUUAGAUUAGGAUUUACUAAUUUACUCAAUAAUAACUUAAUGCAUGUUAAUUGUAAAGUGCACUUUACCGCACACUGUGUGUUAAAGUAGACUAUAGAUUUAAAAGUACUGUGAACAUUUUAUCUGGUGAUUUAUUAGCUUAAGUUUAUUACUAAUUACUAUUUGAUACAGUAGUACCAAGUUUAGAUUAUCAAAUUCCUAUAAGAGUACUUUCAAUAAUUUCACAGAUUAGUAUAUUGUAUGUACAAUGUAUACCUACUUAUUUCAUGCUCUUAGUACUUUUAAAAGAUGCAUGUUAAUGGUAAAGUACACUUUACCUAGUAGACUAUAGAUUUAAACGCACUGUGAAUAUUUUAUCUGUUUCGACGCCACCUAUUGCGCUAGGGACAAACAUUGGAACGGAGAAAUCUAUAGAAAUACAAUGUAAAUUAACACAACAGCUGUUUUUCUGGUUUUAAUUUUCUUGGAGAUUGGGUGUCGAUAAACUUUUUAGAUGAAAUUUUAUAUACCAAAUAAGUGAUUAAUUUAAGUGGAUGAUUGUGUGGAAAACAUGUUCGGUCGUGGCGACCACAUAUCCCUAAACUUAUCUGAAGAUAAAGUUCCCUUGAAAAAAAAACCUUUAAAGCUAAGACGGCAAUGGAAUCAACUAUCAAAAUGCCAAAAAACCCUAAUAUACAUGUCCUCUUUAAUCUUAUUCGUAACUAUGUUUUACUUGAUCUCGAUGGAACCCAAAGAAGCCGUAAUAUCAGUUGAUACCACCCUGAGAAACAGCGAAAAAAACACUUUAGGCAAUAUCAGAAAUGAUCCUAGAGACGUAGUAGAAAACGGAGUAGAACUCAAUAACGAUAAUCAAGUUUUAGAGGACCCCGAAGGGGCUAAUAUGAACAACAAAGUUGAUAAUGAGCAAGUGGUUGAACCUCCUAAGAACAUAAUAACUUUUCCAGAUCCUACAACUCUGAGGCAAAAAGCAGUAGUGAAAGCAUUCAAACAUGCCUGGAAAGGCUACAGACAAUUUGCAUGGGGCCAUGAUCACCUUAAACCCAUUUCAGAAGGCUAUCACGAUUGGUUCGGGCUAGGACUUACUAUAAUUGAUUCACUUGAUACUAUGUAUAUUAUGAAUUUAAAAGAUGAAUAUAAUGAAGCCAGGAAUUGGGUGGAAAAGCAUUUGAACUUUGAUAUUAACCGAGAUGUAAAUUUAUUUGAAAUCACUAUUAGAGUUCUAGGUGGAUUGUUGAGCAUUUAUCAUUUUACUAAGGAUGAGGUUUAUUUGAAAAAAGCUACUGAUUUAGCUGAUCGCCUUCUGCCAUGCUUUGAAAGCGAAUCAGGUAUACCAUAUUCAGAUAUAAAUUUAUUCACAAGAAAAGCGCACGCUCCUAAAUGGUCUCCGGAUAGUAGCACCUCAGAAGUGACCACCAUACAACUGGAGUUUAGGUAUUUGAGCUGGCUCACUGAAAAUCCUAAAUAUGAGAAUGUGGUUACCAAAGUAUCUCAAUUAGUGCAUAGACUAGAAAAAACUGACGGUUUAGUUCCUAUAUUUAUUAACGCUAACACUGGCCAGUUUAGAGUGUACUCGACUAUUACUUUGGGUGCUAGAGGAGACAGUUACUACGAGUAUUUAUUGAAACAAUGGAUACAAUCAGAUAAAACUUUAGAAUAUCUCAAAAACGACUAUGUUGAAAGUAUAUCAGGCGUGGAAAAACACUUGGCCAAACGAACCGUACCCAAUGGGUUCUUAUUCGUUGGCGAGCUACUGGGAGGCGCCAAAGACUUCAAACCAAAAAUGGACCAUUUAACUUGCUACUUACCAGGCACUUUAGCUUUAGGGGUGCACAACGGUCUUCCAGAUUCGCACAUGAAACUAGCCGAGGAUUUGAUGACUACGUGUUAUCAGACUUACGCUCAGCAACCUACAUUUUUGGCACCGGAAAUUACUUAUUUUAAUAUCCAGGGAGAAAAUUCCAAUGAUAUUUACGUAAAGUCAAAUGAUGCCCACAACCUUCUUAGACCAGAAUUUCUAGAAAGUUUAUGGUACAUGUAUCAAUUGACUGGCAACACCACUUACCAGGAUUGGGGUUGGCAAAUAUUCCAGGGUUUUGAAAAUUACACAAGAGUUGUGAACGGUUACACUUCAAUAGGUAAUGUGAAAAAUACAGCAAAUGUACGUCCCAAAGAUAUGAUGGAAUCGUUUUUUCUCAGUGAGACUCUUAAAUAUUUGUAUCUUUUGUUCAGUGACGAUCCGAAAUUGCUUGAUAUAGAUAAGUUUGUUAUUAAUACUGAAGCCCAUCCGUUUCCUAUUGGAAAAGCUAAUUUAUAGGAGAUAUAGAUAGGAAAUUUUGCACAACAAUUUUUUUGCAUUUAAAUUAGGUGGAAGAGGCUUAUUGUUCAUAAGUAGAAAUAUUUAUCUAGUCAAGGUACAAGACUUUUUUGAUAUCUUUUUUGAUGUAAUCUUAAGUAAUUUGGGACAUAAGUGUGAAAUCGACACAAGCAAUGGAGGAGCUACUUAAUUUUUCUAGCCAAAAAAUUGUAUUCUAGUUUAUGGUGAAUCUAAUUACACCCAGUAGCAAUUCCCUCAUGUUGAGGCACAACAUUUUCUCAAAAAGGUCGAAGAAACGACAGCUUCUCUGUAUUUGGGAGAAUUAUUUGUAUUAUAUACGUCAAAACUGCCUACUUUUUGAUUGAGAUUAUAAAUGUUCUCUUUGUAAAUUUGUAUUGAAUCAUUAUUUUCUUGUGUUACAUGUGUUUAAUUUCAAAGUAUUAAUAACUUUGCUAGAAAAAAAUGAUUAAUAUUUACUUAGUAUAAGUUGAGAUAAUUUUGUUUAUAAAAUUUGAUUUGUUUUUAAUACAUAAUUUGUUUAUUUAGUAAAAAUUUUAUUAUAUUAUUGGUUGGUUGCCAAUGAAACAUUUUUCUGGGCCACCUGGUAUUUGGCAUUCGUUCUACGUGUCUGUACCAGGUAAGUUGAGAGGCUCUUUAUCAUUGUCUCGUAUAUAUUGUCAACUACUUAAGUAAAUACCACUCUGUACAUCAAUUUUACUAAAGUAUGUCGACGAGUCAGCAUUUAUUUGGUAUAAAUACCGCGCCGAAUUCCAUUACCGGUAGAUUAAGGCUAGUGCAAAGUACCUCAAAUGGGAAAAGUCCCUCUAGCUAAGUGUCCUCCCAGUGCAAACUACCUUUAAUGGGAAACGCCCUUCUGGACCUGUCUCAAACCCAGCUUCAGUGUUCAGUCACGCCAAGUGUACAGAGGGUACAUAAUACAGAGUGGCGUAUAAGUAGUACGUCCCUCCGUAAAAGAGACGUCAUGAUACUGUUUCUAGGGUAAUAUUAUUAUUAUUAUAUACAUAUCUUAUUUUACCUAUACCAAGCGAGUUUCUCUCUACCUGAACCCCACCUACACCCCCAGGUCACGCUUCUGUUGUGACGUUCUAGGACGAAAUGUAUAGGGGUUGUGACUUUAAGGGUUGUGAUAUUGAAUUUUCUCUUUGUUAUUUCUGUGCUCCAUAAGAUUCCAUUUAGGCAUCGUAUUACUUUUUCAGCUUUAACUAUUCGCUUUUCUAUUUCUUUCACAUCUGUUUCGGUGUUUUCGAAUGUGAUACCUAGAUACUCAUAUUCUUUACCUUGCAGAAUUUCCUGAAAAUCGUCCACACAUAGAUAUUUUGUUUUAUUUAUAUUAACUCACAGGCCCCAUUUUUGGUACUUUUCUAUCAGCUUUCUAAUCAUAUAUAGUACUAGUACUACUGCUAUGUAUAUUUUAAAAAGUGUAGGAGAGAUACAACUUCCUUCACGUAGUCCUUUUUUCACUAUAAACUUGUCUGUAAGUUUUUUACCUAUCUUAAUCCUUGAUUUUCAAUCUUUAUUUGUUUAAGUGGCGUUAUAUAGGUAUGAUUGAUGUUGGAUUGUUCUAAUACCUUUCAUAGUCUGGAUACUCGAACUGUAUUGUAUGCUUUUUGUAGGUCCACAAAUGUGAGCUAAGUUUCCAAAUGUCUAGCAGAUCUCUUUUCUAUGACUUGUUUUAGGCAAAAUACGUUGUCUGUUCCUGAUGUUCCUGCUCUAAAGCCGCAUUGCCUGUCUUCUUCUUUCCCUUUAUAAUCUUCUUCAAUGAGAUCACGCAGGAUUCUACCAUAUAGUCUGUUUAGUGUGCUUGUGACUGAUGUGCCCUGAUAGUUAUUGCAGUCCAGCUUAUCUCCUUUCUUGUGAAUGGAUGAUAUAAAAGCUGUUUUCCAGUCUAGUGGAACAGGAUGUCCAUUUAGGCAUUUAUUGAUAAUACAUGUGAGACCUUUAAAGAGCUUCCCAG
Ceutorhynchus assimilis (cabbage seed weevil) is the source of this 5236-nucleotide messenger RNA. Lineage: Eukaryota; Metazoa; Arthropoda; Insecta; Coleoptera; Curculionidae. The record is from the annotation of a GenBank genome assembly.